This is a messenger RNA of Linum trigynum, 2442 nucleotides long. Lineage: Eukaryota; Viridiplantae; Streptophyta; Magnoliopsida; Malpighiales; Linaceae. The record is from the annotation of a GenBank genome assembly.
AAGCAUUCAAUCUUCCCAUCCAAAAAUCAAGCCAUCCCAUUGACUUACAUACACUCUAAUGGAAAGUUGAUGUCCCCUAGACAUGACUUGAAGGCAUUAAUUACACUAUAGAGCCAACAAUUCUCUACCUGUUUUCUUAUGUACUGGUUGUGUUAGGAAUUCCAUCUCUAUCAGGUGAGGAAAUUUUCCAGUCCUUGGAGGCCAUUAUUAUAUUUGCUUUACAACCACUACUACUUUAACCAAUCCACCUAUAAAGGCUAUAAACACUUCAAUGGCCAAGCAAAUGACAUGAUCAUUAAACAAUUUAUAAUCUUUCAUAAAUUAGGGGGCAAGGAAAACAAUAAAAAUGAAAGAAAAAUAAUCUCUAUCAGAUUGAAAUCAGCAAUUUCAGCCUUUCUCCCGCAAAGAUUGUCUCCCCUCUUGAAGCCAACUUUCCUAAACUAGAAAAACAAGUAAACAACAAUUCUAUUCAAUCCCAACUCAUGCUCCCAAUACACAAACAAGGACCAAAAAUCUCACCUGGAUUCCAGAAAUCCAAAACCCAGGAAACAAGGACCAAAUACUAUAUUUUUACUCAGCCAAAAGAAAACUCAGAACAAACAGAAGAAGGAGAAAAGAAGAACAUGAAAUCACUUACCCCAUACAAUCGAGAAAGUGACGGAUCCAAGAGCAAGCAGAGGCGUUACUAAGUGUCACCAUUUGAUCAAGAAAUCAACAGCACGAGACAACCCAAUCAUCGAAUCGGAACCGGGUACGAAUUCGGGAGAAGGAAAAGCUGCAAAAAAGGAAUCGACUUUAUGCUGAAAUUGGAAAUGGGUAGCGUUGAUUUGUUGUUCUGUUCUCCACCAUGGCAACCUGCUACUACUGGGUUCUUUCUGUCUGCAACUUUUGGGGAAGGCGCUGAGAGGGCGUGUGGGGAAUAGAAUGGUGGUGGUGGCUGCUCUGGCUAGAGAUGAAUGGGGAGUGGGUUUUGGAGCGAGUGAUUAAAGUGAAUCAAAAAUCGCGAGGAAGAAGAAGAGGAAAAAGAGAGAAAUGGGGGAAGUUAAGCAAUUGAUUAGUGAGGUGUCUGUAAUGUGGGGAUGCGCUUCGUGGGAUUGGAUUAUUUGCCCUUUGCCAACCUAUCCUACGCUCUUCACGCGCUUUCUACUCUCGCGUGCACUUUGCUUGCUAAGGUGAGAAAAUGGGUGGGUUGGAUGAGUUUUAGGUAAAAAUUUGCUUAUCUUGAUGGUUCGUAGAGAGCGGAAUGGAUCAUACUCAUCGAUAUGUGAUAUUAUCGAGUAGUUGGUAGCAGAUGAUGGUUUGUUCAACUAGUUGCGAUGGUGUGUGCAUGAACGCCUCGGAGCUAGCUUUCAAUGAUGACAUAGUAUAUAACGUUGUAUUUUAUUUCGAAUCAUGUAUCGAAAAGUGAAUUUGAGACCGUAAGGUUGAUUCUGCACAUCAUAUGGGGUAUAGAGAUGAGUAAUAGACUUGAUGUUUCGUCAUCUGAAAGAAUGAUGGUGGUAGGUAAGAUCAUUGUAUUUGUCGGAUACCAACCUACCCCCAACAUUAUCCAGACGUCAUUUACUCGUUGGUUAGUUGUAACCAAUAACCGGUAUCUAGCACACGUAUAUCCACGAGCACAUGAAUAAUGAGUAUAUAGUGAUAGGUGAUUCGUACGUUAUUUAUAGAGACUUCUUUACCAGUAUCCAACACCUACAAACAGUGGCAAUGCCAUUGCCAACAUUUUUUUUUUGAUAAUGUUAGUAUUGAAAAAAGUAUAUACUAUUUAGCACCCAGAUGUAACAGAGGCUAUCACGUUCCAGGCAGGUCAUGCCAUGGGAUAAUUUGCCAUUGCCAACAUUUGAAACGAGAUAAUAGCCCACCAUCUCGCGCUACUUUGUAUUGCUUAUUGAACACAUGCAUGCACAUUUACAACUUAUAACGAAAUAUUUAAUGAAAAUUGUAAUCUGCUAUUGAGUUACACAUAGCUCCGCCACAACUUGCAAAAGAGCUUACUAACCCAUAGGAGUUGUGACGAAUUGAGUUGUUUAUGAACAAGGGAAGGCCCGUUCUUUAAAGUAUAAUGCAUAGUUUAGCUUUGAUUCUGUCCAAAAGAGAAUAUGCACACUUUCCUUUCUAUCAAGAGAAUCCAACAAAGAAAUAUUGUAUAAACUCAAACCAAAGUGAAAAAGGAAGGGAAAAAAAAGAAGGGAGGCCAUGGCCAUGAAAAUAAGGCAAAAGGAAAUUAAAGCAAAGAGACAUCAAAGGUGGUGUAGUGAUUAAUGAUUAUCAUUAUAUCCUUUGUGAGAGAGACCUUCUUUUUCAUUAUCUCUUAUCAUCUUCUCAUUUUUCUUUCACGAGGAUGAUGAUUUUGACUCUAUAAUGAUAAUUUGAUGCUGAGGAAAAUUUUCUAUUGGCAAUUGGUCAAUAAUGCAUUGGUGGUAAUAAUUUGAGUUGUUGAUG